AUGACUAUGUCCGCGGUUCAGGACAGCCCCGAGAGACGCAGGACGUCGAAAGCCGCGCCAAGGGUCGGAGGUUUGGGCGACCUUGCCAACGCGCUGCUCGACAGAGACGGGUUCCCGACAGUCGAAGAGAUGUUCGACUUGCCAGAGAAAGCGUUUGAUAUUUGUUUCGUCAGACCCUGCGCCAUCGAGUUCGUCAGGGGCGCGAAGUGGAACCACUUAUCGUACUAUGCUGGCAAGGGCACAGACGGCGCGUUGCUGCAGUACCUCAACCGAAUCCUGAAAAUGCGUGACCACGCCGCUCAUGGAUGCACCUUCACGUUCGCGCAAGCCAGUGAAAUCGCGCCCCAGAGCCAAGAGCUCCUGUGCCAUAUGCGCGACCCCGACGAGGGCGGGAAUAGGUGCAGCCACGUAGUCGGCAACAACAGGUGCACGGGCGAAGUCGUUGGAGUAUACAACCAGAUGGUGGCCGCGGCGGGCGGCGGCGUGAAGUUGAAGGAGCUUGCUUACAAGGAGAUCGGGCUUUACCUCCAAGAUGUAGUUCAGGCGGGCCCACGCAGCCUCCUGCAGCGCAACACGUUCUGCAUCCAGUGCCAGAGGGUGGACAGCGUGCACGACGACUUCGCGAUGGACGAGGGCAAGAUCAAGGACAGAACCAUCGGCAUGUCGACUGCCGACGACGAGAUUCUUACAAUGGUUGCCAUGCGGCCCCGUAUCAUCUGGCUGGAGAACUCUGCGGAAUGCCCUGUGGAGGUGCACGCGGAACUGGUGGACAAGUUGGGGCUGGAGAUGAUGGCAGUUAUCGAUUCGCCGAUUGACAAGGGCGUCCCGGCGAGGCGGACGCGCAGAUUGUCUUUCCUAUACUGUGCAAAGACGUUCCACUACAAUGGGAAGAGUGACGAGUGCAUGGACCGUUUCCAGGCGUCUCCCCAGCUGAACGCGGACUGCUACCUCCUGGCGAGUGAUGAAGAUCGCCAUGGCUACAUGAGGAGAAUGUCGGCGAGGGCGUGCAACUAUUUCAGCGAGUCGCACGAGCGCAUUCGUAUUCAUCAAGGUGCAAUGGAUGGUCUCUGCUUGGCCGAUGGCACGAACACCUACGUCACAGACGUCAAUCAUGAGCCAGGCUUUACCAGCACUGGUGGGUAUAUGCCAGUCGUGACGGUCAACUGCCGUCCCAUCUCGCUGAGCGCUAACGGGCUUCCCUUCACGCCAGCGGAGCUCCUGGCAUCUAUGGGCCAGCCCGUCUACAAAGGCUUGCCCCAAAAAUUCCUAUGCUUCUGGGGGACUUUCUUCGAGAAGCACAGCACAGACGACCCUUGCCUCAAUAUUUUGCUCGGGAACGGCAUGCGCAUGGUCACGCAGGGCUGCUUCCAGUUCUACUGCUUGCAUAGGCUCCGUAGGUGCGUGCCUACCACAAGCUCUGCAGGAUCGGCGCCCACGGCCUACUGCUGCAACGUCUGCGGCACGACGGAGGACAUGUACCCUGGGCAUUGUCAAUGCCGCAGCCACAAGAAGGACGUGGAAACGAUGCUGACGACCCUCAAGGCGGACAAAGAUGAGGAGAGCCAGAGGAAGCACGGCGAGCUGGUGAAGCUGCGCGACGACGCUCCGCCCGAGCCACCUAGCCCGUUCUCGGAUGCCGUGCUCGAGUUCACCGAGAAGUUCCCGAGCAGGGGCAGGGGGAAGAAGCGCGGUCACGCGGCGCCUGAUGUCAUGCAAACCAAAGUCGCCCUGGGCACGAAGCUCGUGGGGAUGCAUAAAGGUCAGUGGCUGAAGCACGCGAAGGACGUGCUAGUCAUCAGCCAUACGACUGCCAAGGUUCAAUGGGAUGACACGGAAAAGUCCUGCCCCGAAAACAUGAAGGACAUGGGAGGUCCGAAGGAGGCGCCCCUGCGGCUUCCUGUGCCCGCCGAGGAUUACGUCAUCGGGGAGAAUGCUGUGUUCCAGGAGACUUCCGUGGAGAUGCGCAACAAGGCCCGCAGAGUCACCAACGCGCAGGACGUGGCGGCGGCGCAGCGCUCGCUUGCUGACGGCCACGCCGCGUUCAGCAACGAGAUGUCCGGGCAGGUCGGCAGGGGGGCCCUGAUCGCAGUUGGCGGCGUCGGUGGCUGUUCCCUGAGUGCCCGCGGCGAGGGCGUCUUCGGCGCCGGCGCGGGUGCUGGGGCGAACAUAUUCCAGGCCCAGCUGGGGCAGGCCAAGAGCAGGGCGGAGCAGCAGUCGACGGAGUCGCAGGGGCCGCCCCCAGGCAAGGCCAUCGACAUCGACAUCAUCCAGAACAAGCUGCAGGACAGACUGCAGGACGGCGAUAUCUAA
Molecule: messenger RNA, 2310 nt
Organism: Prorocentrum cordatum
Lineage: Eukaryota; Dinophyceae; Prorocentrales; Prorocentraceae
Source: the annotation of a GenBank genome assembly